This is a messenger RNA of Triticum urartu, 2633 nucleotides long. RefSeq names its product protein MAIN-LIKE 2. NCBI's taxonomy places the organism in Eukaryota, Viridiplantae, Streptophyta, Magnoliopsida, Poales, Poaceae. Gene Ontology annotation, biological process: meristem maintenance; meristem development. The record is from RefSeq and is a predicted model, not a curated record.
UGGAUAGCAUCCAUUCACCAUCUGGUUGGGUCCAGCCUGCAUCCAUCUUGUGCCUGUCGCCCACCUUCAUCUCCUCUCCUACCACGACCGGCCCUAGCCUCCGGCAAAUCCCCGCCGCCCACCUUGCUCGGACCGCCUCCGCCUCCGCCUCGUCCCCCACCUCCUCACGACCGGCUCGGCCUCCGCCUCGUCCCCCGCCUCCUCACGAUCGCCCCUCCCUCCGGCUCAUCCCCGACGCCCACAUCCUCACGGCUGGCCCCGACCUCCUCUUGGCCAAAGGGGGUGGGAGGAGGACGCCGCUGUGGCGGCAUCAGCAAGUUGGCCGGAGGUGUUCGUCCCUCUCCCUUAUCUCCAUUGCUUCUCUGUACGCCGUCCCUAUCAUUGUUGGAUCUUCCCAGGGUGCUACACUGUAAUUUGUCAGUCAUAGAAGGGUCUUGAAAUGGAUACAAAUGGAUGUUUCAGUGAUUUGCUAUGGAUGCCUCACAGCCAACACAAAAUAUCCAAAACUUGGGAAAAUCCUAACAUUUGCUUGAAUGUACGGUGUCAUCGUGUUGGCAUCCCAUUUGACCCCCUAUGUACAUCAGCUUUAGAGAACCUUGGUUUUUAUCAGAUUGCUAAGAUGAGGAAAAUCAAUGUCGACAAAUAUUUGAUAUCGGCAUUGGUGGAGCGUUGGCGGCCCGAGACAAACAGUUUUCACUUACCUGCAGGAGAAAUGACCAUUACGUUGCAAGAUGUCAGUUGUUUGUGGGGGUUGCCUAUCCAUGGUAAACCACUUGUUGGAAAAGCUUAUGCACAGUGGUCAGAAAUAGUUGAGAGGUUGCUUGGGAUUCCUGUGGAUGAACAACACAUGAAACAAAAGAAAAGGCGAAAAGGUGAUGAUAAUGCUGUUGUGAGGAAUUCACAAUACUCUCUAAAUCUGGGUAAACUGCGGGAACGCUUCCAUGUGUUGCCGGAUAAUCCAAUGGACAGGGAGAUUAAUUGGCAUGCUCGAGCACUUGUUCUAGAAAUUCUUGGCUCCAUAGUCUUUACUGAUACAUCUGGAGAUGGAGUGCCAGCUAUGUAUCUCCAAUUUAUGCAGGAUUUAGGACAACCAACAGAGUAUAAUUGGGGAGCAGCUGCUCUUGCUCUAUUGUAUAGACAAUUGAGCAUAGGUGCUGAGAAGGAGAGACUAGAAAUUUCAGGUCCUUUAUUGCUGCUACAGUUAUGGUCUUGGUCCCAUUUGCCACUUGGUCGCCCUAAAGUUAUUUUUGAGAAGCCCAAAGAAGGAGAGGAACUUGAUGAAGAGGAAGAAGAACAAGAAGUACACUUGGAUUAUAACCCUGUUUUUGGAGCAAAGUGGUGUGCUGCACAUGCGUUUGAUGUCCCUCAUAAUGCUGGUAUUGCAUUCUCCUCACCAAAUUUGUGUUGGCAUAAUUUGUUUUAUGACAAACAAUUUUAUCAACUUGCAAAUGAAAUAUAUAGGUACUGAAUAUUAUUGAAAUCAGAUUGACUUGAUUCGAGAAGGUGCAGUUGGUUGGCAACCAUAUGAUGAUCUUCUGGAGCAGAUGCCUUUUGAAGUUCAUCAAGAUUCUAAUUGGUGGUUUGCUAGAGUACCACUCAUGCAAUUUUGGAUUGUGGAGUUCCACUAUCCAUAUAGGGUGAUGCGACAAUUUGGAUUAAGACAACCCAUUCCCCCUUCUCUUCCACGUGGCGAGGCAGAGGUUCGAAAACUUUGAAAAAUUAAACAUUCUGCAGGAAAAUCGCAUAAUUGGGAGGAAGUCCACGCCAAUUAUGUUCAAGAAUACAACCGUGUUGAUGCAAGAGUGUGGCCAGACGAUGUUCCCUUCGAUGAAGCUAGUUUACCUGAUUACAGACAUUGGUUCCAACAAAAUGGUAUGUACACAGUAUUCUUCGAUUCUCAAUGCUUGGGCGGCCUAGAUAAACCUAUCCCAUAUCCUCGAGAUAGCAUCGAAUGGACUGGCUACAUGCCUAGUGGCCGCCACUGCUCGAAUUGGGUUACGCGAGAUAAAGAAUGCCCCAUGGGGUAUUAAAUGUGUUAUUACUAGUGGAUGGAAGAAGAUAGGAAAAACUAUACUGAGGUCCUGUGUAGGAAAUUUGUUGGAUUUGAACCUGGAGCCUAGGCUGCAAAGCAUGCUUACUGAGGCUAGGUUACCACUGAAUAUUGAAGAUAUUCCAUCUGAUGAAGAGGUUUCUGAUAUUGCUAACCCACAAAGCCCCCCAAAAGAGAGCAACUCCGAUGUGUUCAAUGAAUGGAUAUACUCCGGCAAAGGUUUUACAACAUAUCUUAAGGCUGGUGAAGCGAUGAGAGAUGGGGAACCGACAACACAAGAUGUAGGUCAAGUUACCCAAUAAACCAACUCGAAUGAGCUUGGUAGAGCUAGUAGGCUUGCAUAAAGGAGUUCGUAGCGACUAGUUGGUUAGAAUGGCCAUCUCUAGAGCGACCUGGAGGUGUAGCUGACCAAAUCUUUUUGUAUUUGGCCCAAAAAAACAGUUCAGGAAUUUUGUUUCUGCUAUGGCAGAUAUGGAUUGUAAUAGUUCCCCAAAAAAAAUAUUUGUUACUCCUUAUUUGAUAAGUUCAUCUCGAGUAUAAUUUUGUUUACAUAUAAAGGAAAAUGUGGUACCACAAAUGCAAA